Messenger RNA from Microthlaspi erraticum, 945 nucleotides. The record is from the annotation of a GenBank genome assembly. NCBI's taxonomy places the organism in Eukaryota, Viridiplantae, Streptophyta, Magnoliopsida, Brassicales, Brassicaceae.
AUGGCUGCGUCCUUGGCCUCUCUUUCCUCCUCCAUUAAAACCGGAGCACGACCACUGUCCAACCGCAACACCAGCUACCGUCUUCCUCCUUCGAGCCUCUCACCUCUCGCUUCCUCUAGCGGAAAACUUGUCACUAGCUGCUUUCGGAGAGGACGGUCUAUGAAGAACAUUUCAGCGCUCGAGACUUCUGACGGUGCCGUUAACGUGGAGGUAGACGAUGACCAAGAAGAGGAAGAAGAAGCGUGUGAGCUAGUUAACAGAGCAGAAGUGUCAAUUGACGGCGUUGAAGCUCACCUGUUAACGGCGGUAAAGAACAAUAACGGAACUGGAUUGCUUCUACUCUCUGAUGUCUUCGGCUUCCAAGAUUCCUCCACAAGCGAUUUCGCUUAUCGCGUCGCUUGCAAUGGCUACAAUGUUCUUGUACCGGACCUGUUCCGUGGUGAUCCAUGGUCGAAGAACAGACCAGAAUCCGAAUACGAGGAAUGGAGAAGAACACAAGACCCGGACCGGAUCCGACAAGACACAACAGCCUUGACGAAAUGGAUGGUUGAUGAAUUUGCAGCGGCUGGGAUCUCCAAGAAGCUAGGAGUGAUGGGGUUCUGUUUCGGCGGUGGACGCGUGGUGGAUGUUUUAGCCGCCGACGAGAACGGUUACUUCAGCACCGGCGUCUCUUUCUACGGUACAAGAAUAGACUCGGCGGUGGCCGGAGACGUGAAAGUCCCGGUCUUGUUCAUUGCCGGAGAUAGAGACCCGCUUUGUCAAGUGGAGGGUUUGAAGGAGAUUGAGGAGAAGAUUGGUCAAGGGUCAAAGGUUGUGGUGUUUGAUGGAAGAGGUCACGGUUUUGUUCACCGCCCGGAGACGCCGGAAGAUGAUAGAGACGCGGAGGAAGCGUUUGCGAUCAUGAGGAAUUGGUUACAUCAUCAUUUGCUGCUUGAGAACAAAUAA